CGGUAUCAUAUGUUCUCACACUCAUUCAUCAAAUUCAUUUCUCUGCAGGUACCUCAGUUUGUUAUUUUACGCUGCAAGUUUACGAGUGAAAUUUUAUUAGAAAAAUGCGAAAAUUUUCGUUACCUUGUGUGGCUUUGGCUUUUGGAUCUGUUGCCGUCAUUGGACUAAUUAUCGUUUAUCGUCGCAAUCGUAAAUGCCAAAAGAAAUCUCCUCCAACAAAUUGGAAGGCCGUUGGCGAAGUAACCGACCUCUUUUGUUUCCCCAUCAAGUCAUGCGGCGUCGUUCGCGUCAAAGAAAUAAAUUGCUCGCAACUCGGGUUCCAGGAAAACUUGUUGCGCGACCGGAUUUUCAUGGUGACCGAUCACGAAGGGAAUUUUGUGACGGCGCGUCAACAACCGAAGCUUGUCCGGAUUUUUCCGCAAAUCGAGGGGAACGUCAUGAAACUCACCGCUGCCGGAAUGCUCGACAUCGAGAUCCGCCUGGAGGAAAUUCUGAAGAAAAGUCGUCGAAUUGGGCGCGUUUGGGGUCAAGAAGUGGAAGUUAUUGAUUGUGGCGACGACGUGAGUCGAUGGUUGUCGCGAUUUAUCUUCAAAAAAGACGAAGGCUUGCAUUUAUUUUACUACCCCUCGUAUUCGCCAUCGCGCGUCGUUCGUGAUUGCAACAAGUAUGCCGAGUACGAAGACGAGCAUGUUGGCGCCUUGCACGAUGCCACGAGUUACAUGAUGAUCAACGAAAGCUCCAUCACCGAACUAAAUUCGCGUCUUGACAACUUGAUCGUGACUCCGAUGAAUUUUCGCCCAAAUUUCGUGAUAAAAGGCCCACCAGCAUUCGCUGAAGACGACUUCCAAUGGGUCAAAAUUGGCGACGAAACAACUUUUAGAGCUGUCAAGCCAUGCACGCGAUGCAUUUUUACCACAAUUGACCCCGAAACAGGAGUAAAAGACCCCAACGGAGAACCCCUGAAGACUCUCAGAACUUAUCGGAUGUUCCCCGGAGUCGGAAAUUCGCCAGUGAUGGGCAUGCAUUUGGGCGUCGUCGCUUACGGAAACGUCAAAAUCGGAGAUACGGUUUACAUUGGAAAGGCAUAAAGUGUAGUUUUCAUUUAAAAUACAUUUUUUUGUUGUCCUGGUGACGCCAUUUAUUUUUAGUCCAACUUUGCAAACAGGAGAGAAAAAAAUUUUGUGAAAGAGUAACAACAAACUUUUUUGUCUUCUUCGAGAACUUUUAAUUUUAUAAUUAAGUUUUGAAACAAAAUUAUGGAAAUUUAUGACUUUCUUUCGUUUUUUGUUUGUGCUUGUGUGUGUUUAUGUGUAAAAAUAAGAUGCUAGCCAGAAGACAAGAGGAGACAGAAAAACAAAAGCAUGCAAGAAAAAGAAAUGGCUAAGAAAGUUUUACGACAAGAGUCAUCGUAAAAGUUUAUAAAAAUGCGUUUUAUAGGAUUUUUUUCUUAAAUUUCGAUUAAAAUUUUGUUUUCGACUUCGAAAAAAUGAAAAAAAAUACAGGUAAGAAUUUAAAAAUUUUAAUAAUAAUUCAUUUAUUCAUUCAAAAAUUUAAAUAAUUUUUUUU
Molecule: messenger RNA, 1566 nt
Organism: Culicoides brevitarsis
Lineage: Eukaryota; Metazoa; Arthropoda; Insecta; Diptera; Ceratopogonidae
Product: mitochondrial amidoxime-reducing component 1-like
Exons: 3
Coding region: 105-1088 (327 amino acids)
Molecular function (GO): pyridoxal phosphate binding; molybdenum ion binding; catalytic activity
Source: RefSeq, a predicted model, not a curated record